AUGGUGGACACAAAUCUGGAGCCCAGAACAAACCCGGAGACUGUUGAUGAGCACCUUCAUUCAUCAACUCUUGGAAAAGGUCAAAUACUGGAUCUUCCAAACGAGCUGCUCACAAAGAUUCUCGGCUUUCUUCCAGAGAACACUCGGCAAAAUUGUCGACUCAUCUCGAGCCGAUUUGAUGGAGUUUACAGAAGCUCGAAAGCACUUCGUUUCAAGAGAAUCUCUCAAGUGGAAUUCUAUGAAGAAAAACUUGUCGAGCCAGAAGUGAUAGCAGAACUCAUCACUCUGUUCAAAGAACGCUUACUGAGUUGUUUUCAACUUCAAAUCACGCUCAGCUCAUUUCAGGAUUGGAAUCUCGAUGAUCUUCUAGCGGUUGUACGUCCUUCAAAGCUUUACAUUAACUACCCACUCAACGAAGAGAAAGAGGAUGAUCCCGAGAUCGAGCAAAAGUGCAUUCUGCACCUUGAGAAUCAGCGCAAUUUGAAACGAGUUUGUCCCUUUUUAGUUGUAGUCAUUCACUCACUACUUCGACGCACUUCUCAAGCAAGAGUGAAUGAUCUACAAAAGGAUACGACUCUCAAUGCUAACCUGAUGUCUUCACGGGCGGUGCUCGCUCCCCGUCUUUCACGAAUUUCACUUUAUCUUCUCGAAACUCUCUUCUUGUUUGCUCCGAUUUAUGCUCAGAAUUGUCCAAAUUAUCCUGCCUAUUUAACCGUUGGUCCGAUAGAACAGUUUUUUCAUACGCCCGGCUAUCCGGAAGAAUAUCCGGAUAAUUAUGAUUGCUCGCUUUCGCUUAAUGCUGCCGAUUCUAAUGCAAGAAUUCAUGUCACCGUUUAUGAUAGCGAAUUUGAGGAUCGUUUAUUCUCCGAGUGUCCAGAUUACAUGUCAAUAAAAGAUGACUCACAAUCCUCAGAGGAAUUAGUGAAAUGGUGUGGAAAGGAGAAUCCGAUCAACGUGGCUGGAGGUGAUGAUUCUAUGUACAUCACAUUUCACUCCGAUGUUUCGAUAAAGAGAAGAGGCGUUAAUUUGUCUUUUAUAGAAUUCAAAGUGCCCGGCUGUCCACCAGGAUGGAGUCAACCAAAGAACCCGGAUAGUGCGAUACAAUGCUAUAAAAUUAUCGAUCUCACGAAUACACAAAAAGGAAAUCCGACUUGGCUCGAGGCACAAAGACUCUGCUCCUAUGAGAAAGGGGAUCUUUUCACAGCGGAUUCGGAUCAAGAAUUGGCUACUGUUGUUGGUCUACUUUCUCAUCGCAACCAAGUCCCGUGGGUUGGAUACCAUGAUGCGAAUGCGGAGGGAAAUUUUCAAAGCAUCGACGGAAAACAGAAAAAAUCUGUGGAAGUGAGAGAGAACGAGGCUGAACGAGACUGCGCUGUUCUUGACGCAAAUGGAGGGAAAGAUGGAGAAGAAAAGAUUCAUCUAGUCGCUCGAGACUGUCGAGAGCGUCAUCCAGCUUUGUGUAAACGGUUAUACUCUGGUGAUCAAGUUUCCCAUUCAAUUGAGAGAGAAAAGAUCCGAAAGGGUUACGCCUCGAAUUCUUCGGAUUGGACGAUUUGGGCAAUCUUCAUCCUAGCUCUCAUUCUAUUGCUACUAUUGAUUUAUUUCUUUUAUAAACAGCUCCGGAAACGAUGUUGUGGCCAGAAUCACGUGGGACCAAUUGAAGCAACCACAAAGCCAAUCAAUAGUUCAAAUAGCGUUGAAGUAAAGGGUGUGACAAGACCAGACGAUCAGUCAGCUUCAAGAAUGACCACCCCACAUCCAGGCACAUCUCAUGUUCCAUCACCAACAAUCAAACAACCGGAUUCAAAUCUGAUCAUUGUCAAAGAGAAAACCCCUUCCACUCUUCCACUACCGCCUUUAAUCGAUAGAGAGCUGCCUCAAGAAAGAGAACCCGAAAAGGCAAGAUUAGCCUCAUCUCCAUCGCCUAGAGAGGAAAAGGAGGAAAAGGCUCCUGACAAAGAAACACAUGUUAAAAUCAAUGAUGACUUGGAGAAGAAAGCGGAAGAGGCUCGAUUACAGCCACGAAAAGAUCUCCCACCAUUGCCAACAAGGGAAACGACGUAUUUGAGUCUGAAAGAACCGGAAAGAUCGUUUUUGAAGACGCACAGAGAUGGUGGCUUAUUUGAUCGUCCGAAGAUGAAAGUUCUCGACAAUGUCUCCGCUAUUUCAUUGGAUGAAUUUUGGAAUAACUCAAAA
Mesorhabditis belari is the source of this 2196-nucleotide messenger RNA. The record is from the annotation of a GenBank genome assembly. NCBI's taxonomy places the organism in Eukaryota, Metazoa, Nematoda, Chromadorea, Rhabditida, Rhabditidae.